CGGCAGGGGGCGGCGCGGGGCCGGGCCGGGCCGGGUCCGUCCGCGCUCCCUCCCCCGCUCCCCGCCUUCCCUGCGCAUCGGAAACAUGGCGGCGGCGAGGGACUGAGCAGCCCCAGCUCUCGGCGGCCGCAAAGGUUUUGAUAUGCCGCAGUAUUUGUACUGGCUUUGCUGUCUUGUAGGAGUGAUGGGGAACUAGAGCCCAUGACAGUUCAGUGGAGCCGUUGGCACUUUUGAUAUCUUGACAUCUUCCGUUACCUAAGAGCGAGCCGGUCCCAGGAUAAGGACAGCAGCGGGUGAUAUAAUGCGGAAACCAGGCCCUCAGAAAGCCAUAGACUGGAAAGAUGGUAAAAAGCACAAGUAUGGCCGCCCGUCAGAGUCUCCCUCCGAGUACCAAGGUCACUUCACCUGGGAGAAAUACCUGAAGGAGACAUGUGCCAUCCCAGCUCCUGCCCAUUGCUUCAAGCAGUCGUACACUCCACCUGCAAACGAGUUCAAGAUCAGUAUGAAACUAGAAGCCCAGGACCCCAGGAACACCACCUCCACUUGCAUUGCCACGGUGGUGGGUCUGACGGGCGCCCGCCUCCGCCUGCGCCUCGACGGCAGCGAUAACAAGAACGAUUUCUGGCGGCUGGUGGACUCUGCUGAAAUCCAGCCCAUAGGAAACUGUGAGAAGAACGGAGGGAUGCUGCAGCCUCCACUGGGCUUUCGGCUGAAUGCCUCCUCUUGGCCCAUGUUCCUUCUGAAGACUCUGAAUGGAGCAGAGAUGGCUCCUGUCCGGAUUUUUCACAAGGAACCACCAUCUCCAUCCCAAAACUUCUUCAAGACAGGUAUGAAGCUGGAGGCAGUGGACAGGAAGAACCCUCACUUCAUCUGCCCGGCCACCAUUGGGGAGGUGAGAGGUUCUGAGGUCCUCAUAACAUUUGAUGGCUGGAGAGGUGCCUUCGAUUACUGGUGCCGAUAUGAUUCCCGGGACAUCUUUCCCGUAGGCUGGUGCUCGCUGACUGGAGAUAAUCUGCAGCCCCCUGGAACAAAAGUUGUGAUUCCAAAGAGCCCUUUACCUGCCUCCGAAGUAAACUCGGAGAAACCUAGCAUGCACAGUAGCACAAAGACUGUUUUGGGGCAUCAACAAGGGCAAAGGCGUCGCAAAACAGGGAAGAAGCGUGGUCGAACGACCAAAGCGCUAAUCCAUCACCCCAUGCCUACACCCUCCAAGUCAGUGGAGCCUUUGAAAUUCCCCAGAAAGAGAGGCCCCAAGCCUGGCAGUAAGAGGAAACCUAGGACAUUGCUGAACCCAGCACCCACCUCUCCAACAACCAGUACCCCAGAACCAGACACAAGCACUGUGCCUCAGGACGCUGCUACAAUCCCCAGCUCUGCCAUGCAGGCUCCCACAGUUUGCAUUUACUUGAACAAGAACGGCAGCACUGGGCCCCACCUAGACAAGAAGAAAGUUCAGCAGCUGCCGGACCAUUUUGGACCAGCUCGAGCUUCUGUUGUCCUGCAGCAAGCAGUACAGGCCUGCAUUGAUUGUGCUUAUCACCAGAAAACAGUCUUCUCCUUCUUAAAACAAGGCCACGGGGGAGAGGUCAUCUCAGCUGUGUUUGAUCGGGAACAGCACACUCUGAACCUGCCAGCAGUAAACAGUAUCACCUACGUCCUCCGCUUCCUGGAGAAGCUCUGCCACAAUCUCCGCAGUGACAACCUCUUUGGGAACCAGCCUUUCACUCAGAACAGCCACAUGCAGCGCUCACACGAGUACGACCACGACAGGUAUCUACCAGACAGAAGCAGUUCGUUAGACGGCACUCUGCAGGGACCAGGCCGGGGUACAAAGCGCUAUUCCCAAGAUUCCCCUCCAUACAGUGCUCCUCUCUCCCCCAAGUUACCAAAGAAUGACCGUCACCCUUUGGAAGGUGAAACCUUUGUCCUGGGAGAUGGGCUCCCAGGGCCCCUGGAGCCUCGCCUGGACCCCAUGGACUCUGCCUUGAACUCUGUCAAUUCAUCCAGCCACGGCAGGAGCUCCAGAGACUGUCGCCUGCCGGGAUACAGGCACCUGCACCAGCCCUCGAGCCUCAGCCCGGGCAGCACCUCUGCCCUGCGCAGGCUCGGCUCCGGGGGCUCAGACAGAUACCUUGGAUCUCGAGACAGCUCUCGGCUCAGCAGCCGUGACCCCUCGUCCUGGACGGUGGAGGAGGUGAUGCAGUUCAUACGAGAAGCAGACCCACAGCUGGGAUCCCACGCUGACCUCUUUCGAAAACAUGAGAUCGACGGGAAAGCCCUGCUUUUGCUGCGGAGUGACAUGAUGAUGAAGUACAUGGGGCUGAAGCUGGGGCCGGCCCUGAAGCUCACUUACCACAUUGACAAGCUAAAGCAAGGCAAGUUCUGAGAGGACGCUCCGCUCCUGGCCACCCGAACCCGCGCUCGCCUGCCGACAGGUACGCAUGCACACCCCACCUACGCCGCAGACGGACACCUCGCCAACACCCCGGCCCCAACGCAGGGCUCUGACCCCUGCGCCCACGGACAGACCCCGGCCAGCGCUUGGGAGGAGGCUGCGCGCGCUUGGCCCCGGGGCUUCGCAGCGACCUCGAGUAGCGGGCGUCCUGCUGGAAGCGGAGGUUCUCUCCCCGCUGCCCGGCCCGCGCUGCUCCGCAGGCUCCCGGUCCUGCUUCCCCAGGAUGACACAGGUCUCUGGGCGCUUCCGCGGCUCCUCUCCCUUGGCUCAGCGCUGGGGCAGCGCUCGACUCCCGUCCCCUCGCAGGGGGGUUGUUGACUGGAGGGGACUGGAUGCUUUGCGCUUCACCAGCGCCCGUCUGCGAGGGGGACGGUGCCCCCGGCCCGCGCUCGGCCCCCGUAGCACCGCUCCGAGCUCAGCACCGCGCCUGCCCUGUCCCUGUCUUCCACACCGGGGGGGCCCGUCCCAGGGCCACUCACCUCCAGGCUCUGCCGGCCCUUAGGCUCCCGGCCGCCCUCCGCCUGGGGAUGCCAGAGCCCUCCCUAUUUAUUUCUGGCCGGGGAGGCUGCGUGGUGGCACGAGGCGCUGCCCAGGAGCGUGGGUCGAGCUGCCGGGGAGCCGAGGAGCGUUCCCGUGGCGGGACAGGCCUGGGUGGGCACCGGAGGCUGCUGGAUGCUGCAGGACUCGACUGAUCCUUUUUUUUUUUUGGAUUUUUUUUUUUUUAUUUUUUUUUUAUAAGGAGUUGUCUGUUGAAAAUGAUGAAAUGAUUUUUCUACCUGUUGUUGAACUCGCAACUCUUGGAGAUUUUUAGCCAGAGGUGCAAAGGUUCGUCUUCCCGGGGGCCCUCCCGUCCCACCGGGGGUCGGUCGGUCCCGGCGCCGCGUCUGCGGGAGGGCGGCGGGUCCGGGAGCCAGAGGAUCCCGCUGCGGUGACCUGUCCCUGCACCGCUCUUCCUGCCAGGGCCCUGCCCUGCCCAGGGGGCACCUGUUUGUUUCAGACAGUCUAAUGUAUUUAUUUGUGAUGGCACUUGAGCGGUAACCCCCUGUCCCAGACACGUUACUGCAGCUGCAAGAGGAGCGGAGCCCGCCCGGCUGCGUCCCCUGGGCAGGGGCUGUGGGGACAGGGGCUGCCCGUCCCCUGGGGCAUCGCCUGCCCCAGGGAGGGGGUGACGUGGGGCGGCGGAGGCGAGGGCUGCCCCACACACGCACCCACAGCUCCCGCUCCCUCUCUGCAAUGACCAAAGGGGCUGGGACGGGGGUCUCCGCUGCAAGCACUUCCCCCUCCCCUCACCCUCUGCGCAUCCGGAGCAGCGUCCCCGUGUCCCCGCGUCCCCGCCGGCGGCAGGAAGGGCCCCCCCCCCGGGGAAGGACCCUCCAGUCUCUUGCACUGGGUCAGGCUUACCCCUAAGGGGAAAAGUUGCAAAAAAAAAAAGAAAUACCCCAAACCCCAAA
Molecule: messenger RNA, 3906 nt
Organism: Calidris pugnax (ruff)
Lineage: Eukaryota; Metazoa; Chordata; Aves; Charadriiformes; Scolopacidae
Gene: SCMH1
Product: sex comb on midleg homolog 1 (Drosophila)
Exons: 16
Coding region: 302-2386 (694 amino acids)
Biological process (GO): regulation of DNA-templated transcription
Cellular component (GO): nucleus
Molecular function (GO): protein binding
Source: RefSeq, a predicted model, not a curated record